UUAAAUAAAAAUCUAACGCGACUCGACUUAUAUAUAUUUAUUCCGACUAAACGUAAUCGUAAUGUUAUCAAAAUAAAGUUAACGCACAAUAAUGGCGGCGGUUGAUGACGAGUAUUUACAUAAAGUAUCGUCAAAUUUAAUUAAUAAUAAUUACCAACAAAAUAUUAAAUGGAUUCCAUUGUCAUUAACGCACGUCGAGUAUCCUCAAGGAGAUUCAUUAGGACAUUUAUUAUCAUUGAUAAGUUUAAUGCCAUUUGCAAUAAUAAUAGGAUUUCUAACACUUAUUUUAUUCCGACGUGAUUUACACACGAUAUGUUUUUUUAUUGGAGUUGUGGUAACAGAUAUAAUUGGGUUAUCAUUGAAAUACACAAUAAGAGAAGCCAGACCAAUGAGACGAGAUGUUAUUUAUGUUGAAUAUGGAAUGCCGUCGUCUCAUUCAUUGUUGAUGUGGUUUUUUGCAACUUACACUGCGUUGUUUGUAUGCUUAAGAAUGCAUCAAAAUAACAACAGUACAGUUGUAGAAAAAUUAUGGAGAUGGACAAUCAUCGGUGGCUGUACAACAGUUGCCAUUUUAGUAUCAUAUAGUCGUAUUUAUUUGCAAUAUCAUACAAUAUCACAAGUAUUAUGUGGUUUUAUUGUGGGAGUUAUUAUGGGAAUAACGUGGUUUUUUAUAACUCAUCUAGUCCUAGCGCCAUUUUUUCCAAUUAUUGUGUCGUGGCGAUUGUCUGAAUUUUUAUUAAUACGUGAUACAACUUUAAUACCAAAUGUACUGUGGUUCGAAUAUACUAAUAUAAGAACAGAGGCUAGAGCACGCUCAAGAAAAUUAGUUUCAAUGAAAUCGCAAUGACGACUGAUGGUUGCCCAGUGGGCGGAAAAUAAAUAAACAAAAACUAUUUGUUGAAAGUUUAAAAUUUUUUUUAUUUUUAAAAUUUUUCUCAUCACUCGAUGUUUAAUUUUUUAAAAGAUUUUUUAGAAAAAUCUAAUCGUUCAGUUUAUUUAAAUUGAAUUUUAAAUAUUUUUACUACGAUUUGUUUUAAAAUCUCGAUAAUUAUAUAUCGUAAUAAAUUUUUUUAAAACCUGCAAUAAUUUACUUUAUUUUUAAUAAAAAAAAAAAAGCGCGGGAAAGUACAAUAAUUUUUUUUAAAAAGUUUUAUCAGGGCACAUGAUUUUCAAGUAAUUUUAUUUUUAAAUAAAAAUAAUUUUUGAACAAGUUUAAAAAAUUUUGUUAAAAUAACUCAGCACUGCCAAAAUUAUUCCGAUACAUUUAAAAAAAAACUCUUGUAGUAAAAUUGAACGGUUUUAAAAAAAAAUGUGACCAAAAAUUGUUUUUACUAGAUACGUCAAAUUGCUCAAAAAAAAAAAAGUAAAAAUAAAUUAUGUAAAAAAUUUUUGAAAAUAUAUUUCGCUCUCAUUAAAUGAAAUUACCAUAAAUUUUAAAAAUUUUGAUUUAGUGAUUUUUUAAAAAAUUUUUAAUACAAAGUAAAAAGUAUAAAAAAAAAAUAAAAUACUUGAAAAUUCGAGAACCCAAUUACUAAUUAAAUAUAUAUUAAAAUUGAAUAAUAAAAAUUUUUUAACCCUAGAGUAUUGAAAUUUGAAAAAAAAAAAAUUUAUCUCAAUUUUGAAAUAUUUACUAAUUUCAAAAAUUCAAAAUUAAUUUUCGCUUAAAAAUAAAUAAAAAAUGGUUACAAAUUUGCCGAGACAGAUUUUUGAAAAAAUUAUUUGCUGUUAAAAUCAAUUAGGAGUUAAAUGAAAUUUUGAACAUAUAUUUCAGUAAAAUCUUCAUGUCAAUUUUCAAAUUUUGUAGGCUAAAAUUUAUCCAAUAAAUUUCGUUUAAUUCCUAAUUGAUAACAACUGUAAUUAAUUUAUUCAAAAAUCUAUAUCUUUGCGGCAAUUUUAACUGCGUUGUUUUUUUUUAAAUUAAUGCUUUAAUUUUUUAAAAAUUAAUUUAUAAAAUUUUACUACGGUCAUUACAAUUGAGUCAUUAAAUAUUUUUAAAAAGUAGGGGCACUGUCUGAGAAUGUCCUUAACUAUUAUUGUUCACUUUGUAAACAUAAAAAAGUCAAUGCAAAAAAAAAAAAACAAAAUUAAAAAACAAAAUCAUCGGUUACAAAAAAAAUUAUCAAUUGACUGUCAAUUACCUCAGAGUAACUUCACCUAAUUUUUUGUAUAUUAAAAAAAUAAUUACAUCUAUCGUUUUUUAAUUUUUAAAAAAUGGCGGUAGUUUAAAAUUUUUUAAAAAUUGGACAAAAUAUCGAGAUAAAUUUUUU
Messenger RNA from Microplitis demolitor, 2267 nucleotides. RefSeq names its product dolichyldiphosphatase 1-like. Bases 92 to 847 code for a protein of 251 amino acids. The record is from RefSeq and is a predicted model, not a curated record. The transcript is spliced from 5 exons. Gene Ontology annotation, molecular function: sphingosine-1-phosphate phosphatase activity. NCBI's taxonomy places the organism in Eukaryota, Metazoa, Arthropoda, Insecta, Hymenoptera, Braconidae.